CACCACAACCAAUUCAUUCACCCGGCGGGCGAUCGGAAAGUGCACGGAACAAUGAGCAGUACGGCGGGGAAGCUGGUGACGUCGAGAUCGGAGCUUAACAUCGAAGAUUAUCUUCCUUCCGGCUCGUCCAUCCAUGAACCUCGCGGCAAGCUCCGCCUGAUUGAUUUGAUCGACAUCUCACCGACUCUCACUGAAGCUGCUGGUGCCAUCGUUGAUGACUCAUUCACAAGAUGUUUCAAGUCGAAUCCACCAGAGCCUUGGAACUGGAACAUUUACCUGUUUCCUCUAUGGUGCUUUGGGGUGGUUGUUAGAUACUGCAUUCUCUUUCCCUUGAGGUGCCUCACUUUAGCUUUUGGGUGGUUUAUUUUCCUUUCAACAUUCAUCCCCGUACAUUCGCUGCUCAAAGGUCAAGACAGGUUGAGGAAAAAUAUAGAGAGGGUCUUGGUGGAAAUGAUUUGCAGCUUUUUUGUCGGUUCAUGGACAGGAGUUGUCAAAUAUCAUGGCCCACGCCCUAGCAUUCGUCCUAAACAGGUCUAUGUUGCCAACCAUACCUCAAUGAUUGAUUUCAUCGUCUUGGAGCAGAUGACCGCAUUUGCUGUUAUAAUGCAGAAGCAUCCUGGUUGGGUUGGGCUUCUGCAGAGCACAAUAUUAGAGAGUGUAGGAUGUAUCUGGUUCAAUCGUUCCGAGGCAAAGGAUCGUGAAAUUGUAGCGAGAAAGUUAAGGGACCAUGUCCAAGGAGCUGACAAUAAUCCUCUUCUCAUAUUUCCCGAAGGGACGUGUGUAAAUAAUAAUUAUACCGUGAUGUUUAAGAAGGGUGCUUUUGAAUUGGGCUGCACUGUAUGUCCAAUCGCAAUCAAAUACAACAAGAUUUUUGUUGACGCCUUCUGGAACAGCAGAAAACAAUCAUUCACGAUGCACUUGCUGCAACUCAUGACUUCAUGGGCAGUUGUGUGUGAAGUGUGGUACUUGGAACCCCAAACUAUAAGGCCUGGUGAAACAGCAAUUGAGUUUGCAGAGAGGGUGAGAGACAUGAUAUCUCUUCGGGCAGGCCUCAAAAAGGUCCCUUGGGAUGGAUACUUGAAGUAUUCAAGACCAAGCUCCAAGCAUAGUGAACGCAAGCAACAGAGUUUUGCGGAGUCCCUCCUUGCUAGAUUGGAAGAGAAGUGAAUGUAACGAUAAAGCACCUUUCCGUUUAGAUAAAACAAACUUCGUGGCUUAUUUUUGCUUUAGUUUCUCUACGUUUUGUGAAUCUUUCAAUAUGAAUUUUUUUGUAAGACUACAACCGGUCUUAUUCACGAGCUCUUCCGAGUUUGGAAAGGCUAAGAAUUUAAUACAUUCAUUAAAGAAAGAUUCAAUC
Messenger RNA from Raphanus sativus (radish), 1357 nucleotides. Its product is annotated as glycerol-3-phosphate acyltransferase 9. The record is from RefSeq and is a predicted model, not a curated record. Gene Ontology annotation, cellular component: endoplasmic reticulum. Bases 52 to 1167 code for a protein of 371 amino acids. Gene Ontology annotation, molecular function: glycerol-3-phosphate O-acyltransferase activity. The transcript has 12 exons. Lineage: Eukaryota; Viridiplantae; Streptophyta; Magnoliopsida; Brassicales; Brassicaceae. Gene Ontology annotation, biological process: triglyceride biosynthetic process.